Molecule: messenger RNA, 660 nt
Organism: Lontra canadensis (Northern American river otter)
Lineage: Eukaryota; Metazoa; Chordata; Mammalia; Carnivora; Mustelidae
Source: RefSeq, a predicted model, not a curated record
AUGCAGACCUGGAAGACGGAGAACGCAAACGUCCACACUGCAGUAUUUGCAGGUGGAGCUGGAGGGAGCCCCCCGGGACUGGGGCGGGGAGGGUCAGAGAAUGCGGCUGCGCUCUGGAUUUCCGUGGAGGUGCGGGGGCUUGGAAAAGGAUGAGGCCCAGAAUGGAGCCCCGGAUCCUCUCUGCGGCAGUCUGGCCCUGCACCGGCCCCCCCCGCCAUUUCCCCAGCCUGCCCUUCACUCCCAGGGGAAGGGGCCGAGGCAGGCCCCGCCCAGAUGCCCGUUAACGGGGUGGGGGGAGGCGCGGCUGGCUGCCUAAUGCGGGCAAGGGGCGGGCGUGGGGACAGAGACCGAGUCCGGUCCGCGGAGGUGGGCCAGCCGACCCCCGCAGCCUCGGUGCCGCUCUGCUCGGACCCCGCGCCUGCCCGUUCUCUCCGCGCUCGUCUCCGUCCCCCGGGCGCCGCCCCACUCUUCCGUCCCCCCCUCACCAGGGUCCUCCUGCAGCCCCGCAGCUGGGCUCCUCCACGACUCCCAAGGUCCCCGCCGGACCGCACCGACUGGAAGGGGGGCGCUAGGACAACCCGCCGGCGCCGCGCAGCCGCGCCCCUUCACGCAGAGGCGGGGCGGGGCCCGGGCCCAGCCCCCAUCGCCUGACGUCGUGCG